This is a messenger RNA of Panicum virgatum (switchgrass), 1997 nucleotides long. RefSeq names its product MOB kinase activator-like 1A. Gene Ontology annotation, molecular function: protein kinase activator activity. Gene Ontology annotation, cellular component: nucleus; cytoplasm. Bases 326 to 976 code for a protein of 216 amino acids. Lineage: Eukaryota; Viridiplantae; Streptophyta; Magnoliopsida; Poales; Poaceae. The transcript has 9 exons. The record is from RefSeq and is a predicted model, not a curated record. Gene Ontology annotation, biological process: positive regulation of protein phosphorylation; signal transduction.
CCAAACUCCAUCUAAAAUAACACCCUCCUCCCCCGCCGCCACCACCAUCGCCAUUGCGUCGCGACGCAUCCUACAGCCGCGCGCGCGCCCAAGGGGAGGGGACGGGAGGGGGAGAAUAUCAAAAGGCAGGAAAGGAGAGGAGCGGAGCCCCGGGCGGAGGAGAGAAUAGGAAGCCCCCCUGGACGACCCCUUCCUCUGUCUUCCAUUCCAUUCCCUCGCGGCCCUGCUCGAUCAAGAGCCACACCUCCCGGUUCUCGCGGCGUCCUGUUUCCUUCCUUCCCGUGCCCGCUCUGGUUCCUGAUCGAGGCGUGGAGGGGGGAGUAAGAUGAGUCUCUUCGGUCUUGGGAGCAAGAAUCAGAAGACAUUCAGGCCUAAGAAGAAUGCUCCAUCGGGAAAUAAGGGUGUGCAGCUGAAAAAACAUAUCGAUGCAACCUUAGGAAGCGGGAAUCUGAGGGAUGCGGUUCGGUUGCCGCCGGGGGAGGAUCUCAAUGAAUGGCUAGCUGUUAACACUGUUGAUUUCUUCAACCAGGUGAACAUCUUGUACGGUACCCUGAUGGAAUUCUGCACACCAGCUACAUGCCCCACAAUGUCAGCAGGACCCAAGUUUGAGUACAGAUGGGCUGAUGGGGUGCAGAUCAAGAAACCAAUCGAGGUUUCAGCGCCGAAAUAUGUAGAGUACUUGAUGGACUGGAUCGAGGCCCAGCUUGAUGACGAAUCCAUCUUCCCUCAGAAACUUGGAACCCCUUUCCCACAAAAUUUCAAGGAAGUUGUGAAGACAAUAUUCAAGCGCCUUUUCCGUGUUUAUGCCCAUAUUUACCACACACAUUUUCAGAAGAUUAUGAGCCUUAAGGAAGAGGCACACCUUAACACCUGCUUCAAGCAUUUUACAUUGUUCACCUGGGAAUUCAAGUUGAUUGACAAGGCUGAGCUUGCGCCCCUUAUUGAUCUAAUUGAAUCCAUUGUUUCAGUGUGCUGAGACAGCGUCAAUGGUUGUUUGGAUCGUUCUUGUUCUUUUUAUUUUGGUUAUAGUAAGAGUGCAGAAAGAGUGAGAGGGAAAGGCCCAAAGAAUGGCCAAAAAAGUUAAAUUUUCUUUGUGUAAUGUUUGGCGUCUGCUCUAAGAGUGAGACCAGACCAGGCUUGCCUUGUGAAAUCCUGGACAAACUAUUUGGGGGGUGACUCUUAACCAUGCUAAUGCGCCCUGUUUACAACUAGCAGGAAUUUCUCUGUACAAGGGGAAAAAACUUUAUCCCUCGGUCCAUGUAAUAGUUCUCGAUUCACGGAUGUGUCCUGAAUGAAGAACGAGUUAUUUCCACUCAGAACAAUGUAUCUCAAGUUGUAGUUCGAUCUAUAUGAACUUGAACUGCAAUGGAGUGCUAGUGAAUUUUUCUUCAUAUUUGAAUUUACGUUAGACAUGAGUCAGUCAAUCAAAUCAAGGAUAUGCAAUCUUCCAUGGUUCCCCCUGAAAGACUGCAGCGUCAAGACUCAUGUCCUUGCCGUUCAGCCACUAGGGAAAGCUGACGCUGACUUGUGGUGCCCACCGCCCCGCGCGGAUAAGAAUCACGAAGCAACCGCAAGCUGCUACUGCUGGUGCUCCACCUCCAUCCAUGGCUCAUCCCCUUCUCUCCUCCGCUUCUCCUCGCUUUCUUCUCGCCGCCGCAGCAGGCAAUGGCGUUCCCCGGCUGUCCGUGACGUCAGCACGCCCCGCUGCUCGAGGUACUACUGUGAUCGUAACCUUAGCAUCGCCAGUUCUCAGCCAUUCAAAAAUCAUUCAGCGGCCAACAUGAGUUACUUCCUGCUUCCCUCCCUUGAGAUCAUGACAGCAGUCCAGCACUUGAGCUAUGCCUCUGGAAGUCUGGACGAUCAUGCGCGUGUCUACGGAUAGCCCUCUUUAUUAUUUUUUUGUUUUUUGUUUCUGAUAAUUAUAACGCUAUUUGUAUUGUUGCUGGUAGUUACAAAUGGUAACACCAUCUCGAUAAUUACAUAUGCUUCUUGCUUCA